Messenger RNA from Acinonyx jubatus (cheetah), 3761 nucleotides. It is a transcript of the gene RNF170, whose product is annotated as ring finger protein 170. The record is from RefSeq and is a predicted model, not a curated record. Lineage: Eukaryota; Metazoa; Chordata; Mammalia; Carnivora; Felidae. Gene Ontology annotation, molecular function: ubiquitin protein ligase activity. The coding region runs from base 359 to 1135 and encodes 258 amino acids. The transcript has 8 exons.
CACGCCCACCCGCGUCCGGGCCCGCGGGAGCCGCCGGCGGGGCUCGGACGAGGGCGGGACUGCCCUAGGGGUCGCCUCGGGCUUCGGGGCGGGGGGAGUUGCUGCCUUGGACUCAGGGGUUCCGCCUUUCUUCGGGAAGCCCGGGGCUAAACCCCAGAGUCGCCCGGCUCCCGCCCGGAAUUCCGGAGACAGCGGAAGGGCCGACGUGGCGGGUGUCUGGUGGUUCUAGGUGCUUGGCCGGGUGAAGAGAGCCAGCCGUUCCUUCUUGGGUCGCGGAAAUGCAGCCUCAGAGUGAUUCCAUAUUCCAGGCAGUUCAAAGAAUUCUGAACCAUAAGCUGAGUUUAGUUCCAGACUUGGAAUGGCCAAAUAUCACAGUGAGGUUCAAAGUUUGAAACUGGAUGAUGAUUCAGUCAUAGAAGGAGUAAGUGACCAAGUACUUGUGGCAGUUGUGGUCAGUUUCGCUUUGAUUGCUACCCUGGUAUAUGCACUUUUCAGAAACGCCCAUCAAAACAUUCACCCAGAAAACCAAGAAUUAGUAAGGGUGCUUCGGGAGCAACUUCAAACAGAACAGGAUGCCCCUGCUGCUGCUCGACAGCAGUUCUACACUGACAUGUAUUGUCCAAUCUGUUUACAUCAAGCCUCCUUCCCUGUUGAAACAAACUGUGGACAUCUUUUUUGUGGUACCUGCAUUAUUGCAUACUGGCGAUACGGUUCAUGGCUUGGGGCAAUCAGUUGUCCAAUCUGUAGACAAACGGUAACUUUACUGCUAACAGUAUUUGGUGAAAAUGACCAGUCUCAGGAUGUUGUAUCAUUGCGUCAAGAUAUUAAUGAUUAUAACCGGAGAUUCUCAGGGCAGCCCAGAUCUAUUAUGGAAAGAAUUAUGGAUCUACCUACUUUACUGAGGCAUGCAUUCAGGGAAAUGUUUUCAGUCGGGGGCCUUUUCUGGAUGUUCCGCAUCAGGAUAAUACUUUGUUUAAUGGGAGCUUUUUUCUAUCUUAUAUCACCUCUAGAUUUUGUACCUGAAGCCUUGUUUGGAAUUCUAGGCUUUCUAGAUGAUUUCUUUGUCAUCUUUUUGUUGCUCAUCUACAUCUCUAUUAUGUAUCGAGAGGUGAUAACACAGAGACUAAACAGGUGAAAAAAUGUGAGUUUACUAAAAUAUUUCAGCUAAUACGUGAAAUCAAACAGAAGGACCCAUGGCAGCAUAUGGAAUUUGAAUAUUAUUAUACGAGCGUAAAACCACUGUAUGACAAACAUUUGAUUUCAUUUGGCAAAUGUCUAGCAAUAUAUGACUGGAAUUUUUACAUGUACAGGUUCUAAUAUUAAGGUUAGAAUUAUAAUAAUAAUUUACAAUUAUAUGCUGAUUCUAUGUUGUCUAUGAAGUGUCUGGAAAAAAUAUGGAAUUAUAUAAAAAGGGAUGAUUUUUAUAUCUUUUUUUUCCAAAAAUUACUCAGAUUAAUUGGAUGUAUAUAGUAAGAUAUUGUUUUACAGUUUAUCCAAUUUAUCUUUCUCGGUGAGUACCUAUAUGGUAAUAUAUUGGUAUGAGAUACGUUUAAAUAUUUUUGUUACAAUAAAAUAUUGUACAAUAUUGGAGGAAAGUCAGUGUUUCUUUCAGUACUAGCUAAGUUUUAUGUACUUGGAGCAGCUGUGCUUUUCCAUUCUGAUAUAAUUGUUUGCUAACAGCUAAAAAUGAAAGAAGAAACUUGAAGUUUAUAAUUUGAUUUCAUAUACUAGCUUAUAAGACACUUCUUAAUCAAUAGAAGAAUUAAUAAGAUAUAAGACGUUUAUCUCCAGUCAGCACUCUUGAUUUUCUCACUUAUGACAUUUAAACAAGAGUUUGGUCCUUUUAUAAGAAUAGUAUAUACAAGUAACUGUAAAGGGAAAUUUUUUUCAGGAACCUCUAUAAUACUGCAAACACAUAGUAGUUUGAUGCAUUUCUAAGGAAAGUAGAUUUUCAUGGCAAUGAGCAUUAAAGACAUUAGGAGGGUAAAGGAACACUAUUUAAAUUUGACAAGAGAAAUUACUGGUGACCUAUACCAACAAAAUGGCCUAAUUUGCUUUUCUCUGGUCAGAAAACUUUUGUAAUACUGUCCCUAGAUGGCAGCAUAGAGCCCAGAUUCCUCAGGUCUAACCGAAUGCGCAAAUGUCUGAGGCAAUUCAAUAAGAAAAGUUAUCUUGCUUUUUUGAUAGCUACAGCUUAAGUCCCCAGUGCUCUCAUCUGCAAUUUUCUGGUUUAGAAUAUUCAAAACCACAAGUGUUAUGAAAUCGUAACUCCCUCAGGUGGCACUGCUCAUUUGUGAACUGCUCAUUUGUGAACUAGUCCUUGAUGCUAAGGGUUAGUGUUGGAUCUGUUACCUGCAGUCACUGAUAGUCAUACUGUCCGUUCAUGUAUUAGUGAGCCUCAUUAUGUAGUGAUAGGGAGAGGAAAACCAAAUCUAUCACAUUCUCUCAAGUUCAUCAGACUAAUUAGUCAUCAAUUAAUGAGAUGCUGAAUGAAGUAUCAGUAACAGUGUUUUCUAAUUUGGGCCUAGGACAAAGCUGCUUGUCAUAGAGAAAAAGUGCUUAAAUAUAGCACAUUAUAAUUAAAGCAUUUCUUGCAUACUUUUAAUUUUAUCGUUAGGAUAGUUAUGUGAAGGCCUUCCUUUUCACAGAUGAAACCCAUAUGUUAUAGGUCAAAGUUUUUUUGCCUGAAGCCACACACAAAUAAGUGACUGAGCAGGUAUUAUACUCUUAGUAGACUCCCUAGUAUGGGUUCAAGUAGAUCUGAAGGUUAUGGAGAGGGGAAGCAGGAGAGAAAGUGGGAUCCUUGGGAAGUCUUUCAGAACACAUUGGAGUACCAUAACUUAGGUGAUCCUAAAGGAAAGGUCUAGAAAGGUUAUAUACCAAGACUUCAUGAAUCCUAAUUCUACACUUCCAAAUCAAAUGUCUAAUACAGACAGUGGCAUGCUUCAUAGAAAACAUUUCAGCGGCAAUCACAAGUUGAAAAGCUAAUGAGUUAAGAGGUUGCUAUACUACCAUUUACCAGACUAGAAACGGAUUUUUCACCAAUUACAGAUUUGGUGUAGGGCUACAGCAGUGUCAUUUUUUGGAAAGGAUUUAAUUUUCUGUGCAUGUAUUCUGCUUUGCGUGUCAUGUUUCUAGUUACAAUUUUAUUGUAAUAUUUGGAAUUCCUUCUAAGACUUUCCUGGUAGAGGUGUAUUGUACCAACUUUGUAACAUACAAAAACACUAUAUAAAGUGAAGUCUUAUUAAACUAAAAAGGGAACAUGUAGACAUCUCAGAAUUUUAGACCUGCUUAUUAUGUCCUCUUUACUGAUCACUGGUAAUAAACAUGUAAGGGAUCUGAGAGAGUAUUUAAAGUAAGUAGUCAAUCAGUGUUUUAAACAUCAUAGUAAUACUUCUAUGAUUCAGAGUUAGAUCAUAUAAAUCAAAAGAACUAUUUGGAUUUUUGUAAAUAGCAAUAUUGUAACUUUCACAAAAACACGGUCCGACCCCAGGAGCAGAAGAUAACUUUGGGCAGCUCUGUAGGGAACAAGAUGAAGAAAUAAUUAUUAUAACUGUCCACUAGAACAGUGGUUUCAGCUACCACAGUUCUCAGCUUUUGAGAGCAACAAGAGACGAAAAGACUUUGUCAGUCCCUGUGGCUGUGCAGAUACAUACCUCACAGGACUAUUUCAGCGGACUCGUGGUUUGGUCCAAACUUUGUGAUUUAAGUUGUCAAGCGGAUAUUCUUUUGAAUAAAAGCAACAUAUCUAAAAUUAAAAA